This is a messenger RNA of Megalops cyprinoides (Indo-Pacific tarpon), 2778 nucleotides long. RefSeq names its product ADP-dependent glucokinase (gene adpgk). Gene Ontology annotation, biological process: glucose metabolic process. Lineage: Eukaryota; Metazoa; Chordata; Actinopteri; Elopiformes; Megalopidae. The transcript is spliced from 8 exons. The record is from RefSeq and is a predicted model, not a curated record. Bases 154 to 1638 code for a protein of 494 amino acids. Gene Ontology annotation, molecular function: ADP-specific glucokinase activity. Gene Ontology annotation, cellular component: endoplasmic reticulum.
UGUACUAAGCAAUCGGCUAACUGUGAAUUCAGACGUGGCGCCCGGUCUGAACGCGGAGGUUCAGAACCACCCGGUCUGUCCGCAGCGAAAUUUGUCAAGGGACGAUAUCCAUUUCUGCCGCAUCCAUUUUUUUCUGCAGCAGAAGCCGGGACCAUGUGGAGGAAGGCUUUUGUGGGUGCCUUGCUCGCCCUCACGGUCGGGUACUUCUACCACACGGACCCCGAGCUGCCGGAGCGCUUGUUGCAGUACCUCGCUCAACCCCCGCCCUCCCCGGAAGGCGCUCCAAGCACCCCCACUAUCGAGCAAAUGAUCUCCAACGCCUGGGAGGCCUUGAUCACGGCACCUGCACGGCAGUGGAGUCGGGUGGCUGUGGGGGUCAACGCCUGUGUGGACGUGGUGGUGUCAGGGGUGGGGCUGCUCCAGGCCCUGGCCGUGGACCCCGGCGUGGGCCGCGACCAUGAGGUGCUCCACUCCAAAGAGGACCUGAGGGAGACCUUCAUACACUACAUGGAGCGGGGGGCUGCUGCGGAGCGCUUCUUCAACGACAAGGAGACCUUCCAGAGGAUUGCGCGGGCGGCCGCUGAGUACCCUGGAGCUCAGCUCUAUGUAGGGGGAAAUGCUGCUCUGAUUGGCCAGAAACUGGCUAGCUACCCUCAGCUGAUGGUGCUGCUCUGUGGCCCUGUGGGCCCUAAACUCCAUGAGAUGCUGGAUGACCAGAUAGUCGUCCCCCCAGAAUCCCUGCAGGAGACGGAUGAGUUCCACCUCAUCCUCGAGUACAAAGCAGGGGAGCAGUGGGGUCCAACCCGAGCGCCCCAGGCCAACCGCUUCAUCUUCUCCCACGACAUGGCCAAUGGAGAAAUGAGCACGCUGGAGACCUUUGUGGCCAGCCUGGAGGACUUCCGUCCGGACCUGGUGGUCCUGUCCGGCCUCCACAUGAUGGAGGGCCAGGGCAGGGAGCUUUGGGAGGAAAGGCUGAAGGAGGCGGUGGUGGCGAUCUCUGAUGUCCGCAACGAGGUCCCCAUCCACCUGGAGCUGGCCAGCAUGACUGACAAAGACUACAUGAACAGCAUUAUGCAGGAGCAGGUCAUUCCCAUUGUGAACUCCAUCGGGCUGAACGAGCAGGAGCUGCUCUUCCUGUCCCAGGCCAGCUCGGGCCCCCACUCCGAGCUGGCCUCCUGGGACGGGGUUCCGGACGUGGGCCGGGUCAGCGAUAUCCUCCUGUGGGUCCUGGAGCAGCACGGCCGGGCCGACCCGGAGUCUGAAGCGGACCUCACCCGGAUACACUUCCACACCCUCGCCUACCACAUCCUGGCCACUGUGGACGGCUACUGGGGCAACCAAGUGGCCGCCGUGGCCGCGGGUGCGCGGGUGGCCGGCAGCCAGGCCUGCGGCCUUCAGAGCAUCGACACCACCAAGGUGGCCCUCCGGGCCCCAAGGGAGUUCCACAGCUCCUACUCAGAACCUAGAGAGACUCUGUCUCUCAACCCUGCCGAGCCAGUAACCGUCUAUCGCCGGGGCAACGUCACCUUCUACCUGACCCCCGUCCUGGUGUGCAAACAGCCGCUGCGGACAGUAGGCCUCGGGGACGCCAUUUCCGCAGAGGGACUCCUGUACUCAGAGAUCCUGCAGCAGCAGUAGCACACCAUACUGAUCCAGUACAGCUCUUCUCCAGCCAGCAAUGUGCAAUGGAGUGCGGAUUUGUUUUCACCCGGUGAUGAAUGUCAUUUUUUUUUUUUUUAUUAAUUUCGUCAGUCGUGCUCUAGGUGGCAGUGUCCUGUAUGAUGCACAGGCCCUACUGACAUUGGGCGUGUUUUAAGCCAUUUCUUCAUACUCCGAGGAGUUUUUUACCGUUUACCUCUAUAGUGUAUGAUUCAUAUAACGUACAAUAAUCUCAUCUGCCUUGUGUAACCACAGGUCUGAAAACGUUACUGUAAGUGUACAAAACAUCAAUGCCUCGGCUGCUAAAGAAAUCUGGUGACUCUGUGGGGCUCCAAAUCUAUUUGGGCUGGAGCUGUAGACAUCCGUGUUUUAUGUUGGCACGGGUAAACCACAAUAAUCAAUUCUGCAUCUUAUUUGAACCCUGGGUGCCCUGUAGAUUUGGAGCCAGCAACCUGCGUUAGGUCCUACACUCCCACCUUACUGCUCAGCAGGUGUUCUGGUCAUUACCUUCAUUGCAUGAGGCACAUUUGGAUCAGACUGGCAGGUACCAGCGGAAAGAGGAUACCUGGUCAUCAUUUACCAUCUCGCUGAUGCUGAACUGGAAAGACAACUUAAACAAGGUUUCUUUUUUUUUUUUUUGUUUUUGGUGUUGGUUCAUGCAUGAGUCUUUGAAGUUCUUGUGCACUCCAAUACAAGCACAAGCAGCGAAGCGCAUCUGUGGAUGCAAUUAGUCUAAUACAACAGAAUCCUUCUGCUCGUUACCUUUUGAUUCCGCAGAAAGGUCGAUACGAAACACACUGUUGCCACAGCAGCGACAUACUAUUACAAUUUGCAGUUCAGACAUAAUUUAAUUAAAAGCUUCCUAACUAUAGAACAGGCGUCCGGAUCACUUCUGUAGUAGGUGUUAUCUACCACAAAUCAAAGAAAAGAAAAACAAAUAAAUGCACUCUCAACCUUAGCAGUGGAUUAAGACUAUUUAUACACAUGAAAUUAAUGUAUUGUUAGGGGAGGUUUAAAGUGUUCCCCUUAAUGCAUGUUGACCUCCACUUCCAUUCCCUCUAGUGGCAGAUGGUCAUUUCCAUGUUGUCUGUAGCCAUGUUUGAUUCAUUGAAAUCCAGA